Molecule: messenger RNA, 4608 nt
Organism: Tachysurus fulvidraco (yellow catfish)
Lineage: Eukaryota; Metazoa; Chordata; Actinopteri; Siluriformes; Bagridae
Product: protein O-GlcNAcase
Exons: 17
Coding region: 92-2455 (787 amino acids)
Biological process (GO): glycoprotein metabolic process
Molecular function (GO): beta-N-acetylglucosaminidase activity
Source: RefSeq, a predicted model, not a curated record
AAGAGGAUGGAGAGAUGGAGGCAACACAAGAGCCGUAGUGUUCGCUGAUCACACCAGCUUUUCCUUUCGUUUUCCAGCCACAAUCACAGCGAUGGAGGGGAAAGACGAGUUUCUGUGUGGGGUUGUUGAAGGUUUCUAUGGGCGGCCCUGGUCCAUGGAGCAGAGAAAAGUGUUGUUUCAGUGGAUGCAAAGAUGGGGUUUGAACACCUAUUUGUACGGUCCUAAAGAUGACCUGAAACAUCGGUUGCUGUGGAGAGAGGUGUACUCCACAGAGGAGGAAGCCCAGCUGAAAGCACUGGUGCAUGAAGCUGAGUCGAGUGGGUUGAAGUUUGUGUACGCGUUGUCUCCUGGUCAGGACAUCGUCUUCUCUAGCUCCUCUGACCUCACACUGCUCAAGCGUAAACUUCGACAGGUGGCAGAUCUGGGCUGCCAGGCGUUUGCUAUUCUGUUUGAUGACAUCGACCACUCUAUGUGUCAAGCUGAUACUGAGGCUUUCUCCUCAUUCGCUCAUGCUCAGGUUUCUGUGACCAAUGAGAUCUUCCGUUUCCUGGGAAAGCCACCUGUCUUCCUGUUCUGCCCCACUGAGUACUGCAGCUCGCUCUGCUCUCCCACCGUUUCCAAGUCUCCAUAUCUGCUGACAGUGGGAGAAGAUCUGUUGCCUGGCAUCUCAGUCAUUUGGACUGGAAGCAAGGUGAUCUCUCGAGAGCUAAGUAUUGAUUCGCUGAAGGAGGUGCAGUCAGUGUUACAGCGCCCUCCCUUGGUGUGGGACAAUCUGCACGCUAAUGAUUACGAUUCACGUCGUGUCUUCCUGGGGCCUUUCAAGGGUCGUCCACCUGGCCUUCAAGCUCAUCUCAGGGGUCUGCUGCUAAACCCUAACUGUGAAUUUGAAGCAAACUAUAUCCCUCUACACACACUUGGGACAUGGCACAAAGCAGGGAAGGAGAAGAGAGAAGGUAAAGAGUAUCAGUACUGUCCGGAGCGAGCUCUUUCUGCUGCGCUGAAAGACUGGAUGAGUGAACUGAACCAACCACUACAGCCUGGACGGCAGAACAGGCCUACAGAGCACAAACCAUCUUCUCUCUCCUCCAAACCUAAACCUCCUGAAAGCUUAGACAAUCUGCAUGGAGCCAAGUCUAAAUCUCCAUCUUCUGCUAGGGCUCAGGUUUCUUUUUCCACCUCUGUGCUGAAGGUCUCAGCUGAGAGUGAGAGUGAGGAGCGGGUCCCUGGAGGCCAAGGAUGGGAAAAGGCAUCAGGAAAAGGCCUGUGUGCUGGGAAGUCUCCACUUAGUGAGGCUCAAGUGCGACUGCUGGUGGGAUUAUACUACCUGCCACAUGAGCAUGGACCGCCUGCCCAGAGCCUGCUGCAGGCACUCACCUGGCUCAAAAACCACUGCCAUUAUGUCAGUGUCAACGGCAGCAGCAAGAAGAUGCAACCACAGAAGAUGGAGGAGUGGCGAGUGCGAGCUGGGCAGUUUCAGGUUGCAUGUGAUGAGAUUGCGGUUCUGCAUGGCAGCGUGGUGAACAGCGUCAACAGAGCUGUGCUCUAUGACCUUUAUCCCUAUGUCUGGGACCUGAGAAACACAUUGCUUGUAGCCAAGGCCUUCAUCAGCUGGCUGGAGGGUCGGGUAAUAAGUGAAAGUUCUCCACUGGGUUCCUGGAAGAACUGUUUUCAUUGGUGUGGAGCCUCAUCAGGGGCAGAGCUUCUCGGUAUGGAGGCGGAGCCCUGGGUUAUUAAAGGUGGGCUGUCAGGGGAAGUGCAGAUGCUUCUUCCUGUAGGCACCAGCAGUGAGUUGUUCAGUCACCCCCCUCCUCUCUUCCCCACCUCUCGUCUCUAUAACAUACGGCCCUUCCAGCACAAAGACAAGGUGGAGCUGUACCAUAUGGUGUGUCAGCUUUAUCAGAAAACCAGAGGUACUCAGGAUGUGACUGUGCUUCAUCCAGACUUCAUCGGUGACAGGUUACAUUUGUGUUUGGGUGCAUCUCUGGCCCUGUGUCCAGAGUACGGCUUUGUUCUGGAGGACGAACUUGGUGUGUGUGGGUGUGUUGCUGGCAUUCUGGAUGUACGCUCAUUUGUCAAGAGGUGCCAGGCCACCUGGCUGCCUGCUAUGAGAGACAAAUACCCCACACGUACAUAUCUCGCAAAUGGACACGCUGCUCAAAAGGAGGCGCUGUUGAGCAUGCAUGAGGAGCAGGAUUACCCAGACUCCCUGCUUUACCACUUCCCAUCUCAGGUCCGGCUUGAUGCUCUGCCUGAACUGGUGGACUGCAGUGUCAGCAGAAGCCUUCUCACGGCCCUGCUCACAGCACUCAAAGCUAACGGUUCCCAGGGUGUGUUUUGUGAAGUGCAGCCCACAGACCGGCUAAGGCAGGAGUUCCUCACUAAGCUAGGUUUUCUGGAGAUUGUGAGGGGAGAGGCUUGCUCCACAGAAGGACUAACCCUAGGCAGGCUGCUCUAAAGCCUUAACUAUCUUACAAACAAUAACGAUAAUGAUUAUAUUAUUGAUGGAUUUUUUUUUUGGGCACAGAUACACGUUAAACAGCCCUUCGGUUUAAGUAAAGGCGUCAAGUUCAAGGAUUGUAAUACAUCUUUCAACACGUCCUCAUCCACUUUCCCUUUGAAGUUUCAUAUACUGUAGAUAUAACACAUCACAUACACAUCAAGGGCCAUUAUAAUACUUUGUUAUCUCAAGAGCUGUUAGUAAAAUCACCCUUUGUGGAGAGCUAGAUAUUACCCAGAAUAUCUAACAUCAGAACAUAAAGCAAUAAAAUUAUAUUUCCCAAAUGUAAAAUUUACUAAAUUGAAAUUGAAAUACUUCAUCUAGAGUUGACAGCUGAUUGAACUGUAUUACUGCUCUCGGCUGGCUGUCUAGUAAAUCUGUUCUCCACUAUGCCCUCAUUCCCUCCUUCUGCAAGUGGCCACUUGUGUCAUGUAGAUGAUACACACUUCCCUGUAAUGGAGGAAAGUCGAUGAGGGCCUGUUGAAAGUACCAUUUGAAUACAGGGCUAUUUUGGGGCUGAUGAAGCACGUUGCCCAAAAACAUGCUAUUGACAGUCAACUGGCCACUGUGGCCUGGUUAGCAUGAUGCUAACUGCUCUAUAAUAGCCUUUAAAUGAUUAGCACUAUUAGUGUUAUGACUGGUGCAUUCCUUAAAAGCGAUGAAUAAAACUUAUUCGCAAAUGAUUAGUACCAUUUAACAUCUUUACAAGAGCUUUUUGUUUAAAACCUCACCAUAGCGCUUAGAAGAAGAGUUCAUUCAAAGAGGGUCUAAAUCUAAGAUAUUUGUGUCAAGUAUGAGGUCCAUCAUUGGCCUUUUGUUUUAGAUCCAUGUUCGUAAAGACCCUAUUGGAAGUCAGGUGUGCAGUGGUCUGUACUUUUUUUUUUCUCAUCUGGCCUGAUGUCCAUGUUUCGGUUUCUGUUAAUGAGUAAUGCUGACAAUGACCCGUGUCUUGUGGUGUAGUCCAGUCUAAAGUAUUUUUUUAUCAUGACUAAUCUCAAUAAUACAUAUGUUAGUAGCAUUCCAACAUUCCUUACCUGUAACUGUAGAAAAUGAAGAAUUCACUAAGCAAAAUUCUUCAAAAUGAACCAAACUGAUUGUGGACAUACGGAAGACAAUCUGACAACAGGUUUUGUCUGCCUCUGUCCUGCCAGUGAAGUCCACUCCAUGUGAAGAUAAUCAUUCAUGGUGAUUUUUUCCUGUAAUACUGCAAAAUAUAUUUAGGUCUACUAUCAUUAGCUGUAUACACACAGGAACAGACCAAGAAAAAUGCUCAUGUAUACACUGACUAUAUUCUUGACUACACCACAGACUGGGUAUGGGUUUAUUCCCUCCUUCCCUGAUGGGAGGACUGAUUCUAUUUCUGUGCCUCUUCUUGUUCAGCAAACAUGACCUGGAAACUCAGGCUACAUUUUUUUUAUUUCUGUAUUUUUUAAUAUAUGAUAGUUUUUUGAUCCGCUGUGUAACUUGGUCUGCACACCUGCAUAAAGAUUGUUCAUGAAUACUGCCAUAUAACUGCCAUUGCCAACGCUAUAUCACACCUGAUCAGCUUGAUUCAAUACAGCACAUACUGUAUCUUUCUGUUGUUUUAUUCACUAAACCUGCACUCUACAUGUCUUAUAGCUUUAGUAUUAAUGCUCUGUAACUUGUUAUGAGUGAUAAGCUUCUGUAAUUGCGUUUAGGAGCAUAACGCACAGUGACUAGGCUACUGUAGAUGGCGUUUGAAGGAUAGCACUAUUCUCACUAUCAUUCACUGUACUGUAUACGCACACAAUACACACAAACAUGUUUGCUUAGCACUUAAUUCUUAUUCUGGAAACAGGUAGAUGCUCAACUUAUUUCAGACACACAAGUACAAAAAUACACACACACACACACACGCACGCACACACACACACACACACACACACACCGCUUGCACAAUAAGAAUAGUCUCGGCUUACUUUCCUACAGGAAUUAGCAUGAAAAAUUACUGAAUGACAUUGUAGGCUUUUUUAAUACAGUACCUCCCCUUUUCUGUGCAGUAUUCAUCACUACACACACAGACACACACACACACACACACACACACACACACACACACACACACACACACACACACACACACACACACA